AUCCGGGAUUUAACCAAGUGUUCUGGCAAGUAUUGUCGAUCAUGCACCGCCGGGGUAAUUGCCGAUUGUGUGGCACUCUGUUGUUGCCCUUGCGCUUUGCUUAACCUCUUGACGCUCGCAUUAGUUAAAGUCCCGUGGAAGAUCGGGAGGAGGUGUUUGGCGUUCGGGAAAAAGAAGAAUCAGAUGAGAAGAAACAAGGUGAAAACGGAGAGAAAAUUCAAGAAAAAGUGUUGCGAUUGUAGUGAAGUCGAAACCAGUUCGAGAGGGAAAAAGAGAGGAUUCUCGAUGGUGUUUGGGGAGGAAGAAAAUUCCGAUGACAAUGAUGAAGAGGAAAAUCAAGAAACGGGAAAUUCCAAUGCGAGAUUUGAAGCUGAAAAAGUUUGGUUAGAAUUGUAUCAAGUCGGUCAUUUGGGAUUCGGUAGGGUUUCUUUCACCGAUACUUGAAUAGUAUUUUUCUGUUUGGUUCUCGAGAAAACGAA
This is a messenger RNA of Hibiscus syriacus, 479 nucleotides long. RefSeq lists its product as uncharacterized. The transcript has a single exon. NCBI's taxonomy places the organism in Eukaryota, Viridiplantae, Streptophyta, Magnoliopsida, Malvales, Malvaceae. The annotation marks the transcript as partial. The record is from RefSeq and is a predicted model, not a curated record.